AUGGUCACCUUCGAGGGCGAAGAUCUCCUUUACAACCUGGCUUAUGAGUGCGAAGCCCUCUUUGACCAUCUGCAAGGCACCUUACGGAAGACAAAGUCCUCAGACGGGAUUGAACAAGUCUGCGGCGAAUUCCAACAACGGUUUGCGAUAUGGGCCGCACAUCUCGGCGUCUUUGCUCGAAAGAGUCAAUGUCUGGAUACGAGACUCCAGAACCUGCCCGACCUUCAAGAUCUUGUGGCAAGACUCCUGGACAUCUUGCGCCGCAGCCUGCAGCAGUGUACGAUCGAACCGCCCAGCCAGGGUGGAAAUGACGAGAUCAUGAUACAAACGGUGGUCCUUAAAACAAUCGACGAUACUCUCACUCGACUAAAUCGUCUGGGGGCUACCAUUCGCCAGUCCGGUCGUGGCAAUCUCGAUACCAGAGUAAAGAGGUUUGCUGCAGGCCUCGAUCUAAGCUCAUUCGCACGUUUAUGCGCAGAGGCCGUACAGGCCCUAUACCCUGGUGCCCACCAGUCUCUCAAAGAACGUCUCAGCAAGUCAAUGACGGACAGAUAUACAAGGAUGCUUUUUCUUGACUCUCGGCAUCAAAAGCUUCAGACUCGUCGUGAACCUCCCAUAGGGCUGCCUCCUAUUCAUGAAAUGCCCACAAGCGAGAUGCAAACCAACACCCCCCUCCCACAACUGACGAUGGGGAUCAGAAGCAGAGCAAUAGAUAAGCUUUCACGCCCGUCUCCUGCAUUCUCUCAGUCAGAUUUGUCCAGCGUCAACCUUCAGCAGAUCAAAAGUCGUCGAAGGCCGCCUGACGAAGCGUCGACCAAGCUUCACAAGACUUCGUCAAUCCAAGUAAACCAGGGCAACUAUCCCCAUAUCCCCGCUGCAACACAAAGCAGCGGCGUCUUCACCUGCCCGUGGUGUUCAGAGCUGCUCAGCAAAAAGACGCUCUCGGCAAGCGAAUGGCGCCGACAUAUAGAUCGAGACCUCAAGCCUUACAUUUGUCUCUCAGAAGCAUGUCCAGAAGCUCACCCAGCCUAUGCCACGUUUGAUGAAUGGUACAGGCACAUGGAACUUCAUGAUAGGAGGUGGCACCAGCAUACUUACUUGACUUCCAGCUGGGUGUGCACCAUUUGCGAACUCAGCUCGGACAAUUACAACAGCCCACAAGCCCUAUACUUGCAUCUGGAAGAGUCGCAUGCUACCGAAUUUUCGCACCCGCAACUGCAGGCAAUCUCUAGACAGAGCAAGACCGAGCAGCCAAGAGCUUCAAACGACUGUCUUCUCUGCUGUUUUGCAGUGGAGGCACAAGGGAACAUUGGCGAGGCAGUGUUUCCUAAGCGUCGAAAGGGGCAGACGAAGCAACAGGCCAGUAAAAGUGCCAGGAAGACUCUCGAGAUGGCACAUCCUAGUCCUCACAACUCAGACUCUGAGUUGUCGGAUACCUCCUCUGAUUCAGACAACAUGGGCUCUGAUCAUGGCAAGGAACGUAGUAAAAGUCGUUUGAAGGCAGUAAGCCGGCACGUUGCGGUCCAUCUACAAGGGCUGAUGCUUCUGACGCUACGCUUUGCAGCGGCUUUGCAGGAUAUCGACGGGGACGUGGACGAUGGCACGAAAAGUGACUCCGUCGAUAUCAACGAAGGCAACAGCGCUUCUGACGGAACGGAUUUGGGAAGGCUUUCACAUGUUGCCUCCGAAGACGAUAUCACCACGAAGGAUGGUAGCGAUAAGGGAAACGGCGAGGGCGAUGUACAGUGGGGAGUUAAAAGUCACGAUUCGCUUUCACCGUGCACUGCUCAUUGCAUGUAA
Trichoderma citrinoviride is the source of this 1800-nucleotide messenger RNA. RefSeq lists its product as hypothetical. Bases 1 to 1800 code for a protein of 599 amino acids. The transcript has 3 exons. NCBI's taxonomy places the organism in Eukaryota, Fungi, Ascomycota, Sordariomycetes, Hypocreales, Hypocreaceae. The record is from RefSeq and is a predicted model, not a curated record.